UUGAGGAACGACGAUGAAUGUGGCUCCAUGAAAUUAUGAUCAAAAAUUGAUUCAUGGCCUGGUUUUGGAAACUAGACUACUACAAGCUGGACCAUUAUUGGUUCUGCUCAAUUGAGCAUAGUGAGUUAAUCAGCUGCCUCUAAUGUGUAGCAUCUUAUAUCUAAUUUAACUCCUCAUGUAGCUGUCAUUUCUCGGGAGUUGAGCUCGUAAGGCACUCCACAACUGAUCUCAUAGAUCUCUGUGCAUAGGCGCAUCCGUAGUUUGGUUGACCGGCGCUUGCAUCUUCACAGCGAUCCACUUCAACAGUACAUGUACGUGCGUGUUCUGAAAUCCAACUACUAUAUGAAACUCCAAAACUGAACAUCAACUGAUUGACUGAGUCGAUUGACUGAGUUGAUUUUAUGUGUUUUUAUCUAAAAUAAAUAUUGUCUUGUCGCCAUGGAUGGAGUUGGGCUUCUUAUUUUCACAAUAUGCUGCCUAGUCGAGCUUAUUUGUACACAUCAGUGUGGACAGUUGCGGUUAUACUACACUGCAGAAAAUCGUGCACUGAUCAGUUAUAUUCUGGAUGUGAAAAUUGUGAAGUCUAGGGUAACAUGCGUGCGUGAAUGUGCUAUGCUACCAAAGUGUCUCUCCGUCAACUUUCACGAAAUCAGCCGUCGAUGUGAACUUUGCACCGCAACAAGGAUCCAGAGUCCUGCAUCAUUCAGUGAAGUUCACCAAAGUGUCUACAUCGACACUUUUCCUGAAACAAACCACCUCUCUGUGCAACAUUUCAGCAGUUGUGUGGACCUCCUGGACUCUGGCUUCACAGCCAGCGGUGAAUACACCAUCUACCCAAACAGCUUCAACGAUGGUCUGCAGGUCUACUGUGAUAUGGAAACUGACGGCGGGGGAUGGAUGGUCAUUCAGAGGCGGCAGAAUGGCUCAGUCGAUUUCUACCGAGAUUGGGAAACCUACCGAGCUGGCUUCGGCAGUCUGUCCGGGGAGUUCUGGAUCGGCAACGACAUCUUACUCAAUUUGACAAAAUAUUCAGGAUGGUGGAGGCUACGCAUCGAGUUGGAGGACUGGGAAUCCAACACGGUUUGGGCUGAGUAUGGUGAGUUUGGUGUUCAGGGGAAUUUGUACAGGGUAAGGAUCACCGACUAUGACAUAAACAGUACCCUGCCAGAUUCUCUGACAUGGCACAAUAAAAAACCAUUCUCAACCUACGACAUGGACAAUGAUGGUGUUGAUCCCCAUUGUGCAGAGACAUAUGGAGCAGGUUGGUGGUUUGGUUACUGUACCAUAGCUUGCCUCAAUGGCAGGUACUACCAUCAGCCAAAGGCUCCGUAUCGCUCAGGAAUCCACUGGGAAAGUUGGAAAGGAAAGUACUAUUCCAUGAAACGAAGCAACAUGAAAAUAAAAUAAAUGUGCCCACAUAUUGGGACGAGUGAGUCAAGAGGAGGUAUUAUAAGGCCUCAUACAUUCUAGUAUAAUCAGGGCGAAUAAUAAGUAGCAAUCCUGCAUACACAACGCGUUUACUUUCGCCCAACCAAUCGGGAAGUGCAUGUCUCACACACAUGCACAUGUACUUUUAAGAUCAGCUCUAGACUCCCAAUGAUGCAACAGUAGUGAUCUUAAGUGAGGUUCCUGUUGGCAACACACUAAAACCCUCACAACGUGAGAAAUUACCAUUUGCAUUUAACGUGAGGGAAAUUUUCCACCAAAAAUUUGUCGUGAAACUAAACAUGAUUUACCCGGGCCAGAUCAGCCCCCAAUUCUGCAACAGUAGUGAUGUCAUGUAAGGAUCCUUAAUGGUGGCACCAUACUAAAACCUUUAGGAUGGGUCAAUUAUUGUUUGCAUUUGUUGACUUGAACUGCCAAUGAAGCGAGCUACGGUUUGUGAUGUGUAAUCCAACAAAUACAACAUGCUUUAUCCCAGCAAGUAGUGCCGAAAUUACUGGCCCCUUGUUGCUGGCUGAUUUUCACCUCCUCCCUUGACUUUGCAUUGGAAGAUACCAUCAUUCUUGUUUACUACACUCCCGAGGACAAUGCUUUGUGUUUUCCUUUGUCCCUGUAAUAUAACACUCUCCCAUAGACUAAGCACAC
Messenger RNA from Patiria miniata (bat star), 2088 nucleotides. RefSeq names its product ryncolin-1-like. The transcript has a single exon. The record is from RefSeq and is a predicted model, not a curated record. NCBI's taxonomy places the organism in Eukaryota, Metazoa, Echinodermata, Asteroidea, Valvatida, Asterinidae. Bases 439 to 1407 code for a protein of 322 amino acids.